Molecule: messenger RNA, 393 nt
Organism: Trichophyton verrucosum HKI 0517
Lineage: Eukaryota; Fungi; Ascomycota; Eurotiomycetes; Onygenales; Arthrodermataceae
Exons: 1
Coding region: 1-393 (130 amino acids)
Source: RefSeq, a predicted model, not a curated record
AUGGGUGAUGGCUGUUUGUUUCGCCUUUUGGUGCGAGUGUCUUCCGCUGUCCACCUUGGUCGAACUGUCUGUUUCACCACCGGCCGGAGCUACCACCAGGAGAAGCAGCUGGCGAGGACAGAGCUGGAGACGAUGGUAAUGUAUAGGGAAUAUGGGAAUGUCGAACGAGGGACGUCUUUCCACCUGGGAAGAGACGGGGAGAGAGCAGGCGAUGUAGUAAAAGGAAAGACGGCGGCUAAAAAAAAAAAGAGCGUGGAGUCGAGACGGGAGCAGCCCUCGUCAGGCUGUCUGUCGGUGGAAGGAGGACGAGGCCGGCGAGAGGAAGAAGAGGAAGAGGAGGACGAGGAGGAGGAAGAAGGAGAAGAAGACGAAGCGACGGCGAUGAAGAGAUGA